UUCAUUAUUAUUAAAAGUAUUUAAGUGUUUACCUAUCAGCUAUUAUAUAAGAUAAAAAUGUAUAAUAUUUAUAUUAGUAUUGAUUUAUAUGUCCUAUAAGUUACAACUUCUAAUAUAUUAUAAAUUCAGUAGUUAUUCAUAUAAUGCAUUAAUGUAGCCUGUACGAGUUUGGUUAAUUAAGAUUUGAAAAUUUUUCUUUUGGAAAUUAAUUAAAAAUUUUUUUCUAUUUAUUCAAACUAACAUUAUCAACAUAUAAUUCAUUAUUAAAUUUUUUAUGAUGGAAGUAUUAAAAAAUCAUCAUGAGCCUUUUGAUUUACUACCGGAUGAAAUGGUAGUAUACACAUUAAGUUUUAUAGAUGCAGAUACUCUUUUAAAUUGCAGACUUGUGUGCAAAAGAUGGCGAGAACUUAUAGAUGCCUAUGUAUUUCAAGAAAAAGCUUCACGAGAAAAUGAGUAUGUGAAUAAUGGUAAAGGAUACUACAGUUUUUCGAAAAUUGAUUCAAGUAAUAUCAGAAAAUUAGAAUUGCCAUGGUACGUGUUUUAUGUCAUAUGUAAAUAUGAUCCAUUCAAUAAAAAUUUAGUGAAAAACCACUGUGGACAAAACCAAUAUAUGCAUUGGAGUAUAACUAACGAUCAUAACUGGUGGACUAUUGAAGAAACACCAGAAGGUGCUCCUUUAUUACCUGAUGAUCCUGAUUUUGAUGGCCAUACAAGUUGUUUUGUAUCAACAUAUCGAUUGUGUUCAAAGAGGCAAAAAAUCAUAUUCAAAAAUUAUGGUUUAAAUGAUAUUGUGAUGAAGGCUCUUCAACCUGAAAUUUCAGUUAGUGAAUGGUAUACUGGUCGUUUUGAUUGUGGCUGCAAGUAUGCAUUGAGGGCAACAGUUCAUGAUAGAAAUGAUAAGCUAAUAGAGCAACAUAAUUACAGUGAUGUUUUACCUCAGUGGGAGGCUAAUAUUUGGACAAAAGCUUCACAUUCAUUUAAGAAUCAGAGUAAUGCAUCUCACUUAAUUCUAUAUCAUUCUGGAGUAGACACACAAUAUUGGGCUGGCCACUAUGGCACUAAAAUAUCUGGCUCUGUAGUAAAAGUGUUGCUACCAAUAAAAUUUAAAUGUGCUGAGUCUUAAACACAUAUUUUAAUAAAAUGUGUUGGUACAUAUAUAUAUGUUAUAAUAUUUCAUUUAACAUUUUAAAGUUAUCCAAAAUUAAUUAUUACUUAUUAAAAUAUAAAAUAUAAUUGUACUGUUUUAUUUAUAUAUAUGUUAAUAUUGUUAAUUAGAUAUGUUUAAAUAUUUAUGUAUUGGUAGAUAAGAGAAAAUAUUUUGUUAUAAUGUAAAAAAUUUUAAAUCUAGUCAGAAUUUUUUUUUAUUAUUCUAUUAACAUAGGGUGGUCAGAUUGAAUUUUUAAUUUUAUGAAAUCUGGGACAACAAAUUCCAAUUUAACCUAAUCAUUACUAUACUGAAUCUUUUAUUUUAUUUUUUAUUUAUAAUAUAUAUUAUUAAGUAAUACAUUAUACAUUGUGUAAAUUUAAUCAGUAGUAGAAAUAAAUAAAAAGUAUAAAUAAAAAUAAAGUAAUAAUAACAUUAAUAUUUUAUAGUUUAUAGUAAAGUAUAAAAAUCUGAAUUCAAAUAUUGUAUUUUUUAUUCAUACAAUUGAGUACAAAUAAUUAGAUUAGACGUUUUUUGAUCCAUUUUAAAGUUGUAUCAAAUACUAAGUAGAUUUGAAGAAGAUAAAUUUUAUAUCAGAAGAUUUUAAUGAUUAUUUAAUUUGUAUGUAAUCGUUUGUUGAGUUUGAAAGUUUGAUCAGGGAUGAUCAUUAUAGAAGGUUUGAUUACUAAUAUACCAUUGGCUAUUGUUUUGAGGAAUAUUGACUGGAAAUAUUGUAAAUAUUCACAUUAUAAUGUUAAUGGAAAAUGGUCAAACCACAAUAACAACACAGAGUUCUAAAGAACUUCUUCGGGACAUUGAAAUAUAUAAUCCUAAACCAGUUAUUCCAUAAAAUCUGUAAUAAAUGGCCACCCUAUAUAAUUAUCAAUAAUAUUAGUUAUCUAAAGAACUCAUGCAAUUAAGCAAUUGUUUAUUGAUUUAUUUUUUUAAUCUUUUUUUUUUAUAAUAUAAUCAUUGGACAUAAAUCAUUUUGUUUAAUUUGUAAAAUUUAAUGUGAUAAUAAUAGUAUACAUUUAAUUAAACAGAGCUUAGAUUGUAUUGUUUUGUAUUGAUUAAAAAUAUGUUAAUGUAAUGAUUUUUUUUAAUUCUGUUAUUAUAGAUGUGAUGUAUUAGGUACCAUUUGCUAUAAAAUUAUAACCAAGGUUAAAAUGUAUUUAAUAGAAGUUAGGGAUUAUAUGUAAUCUACAACAACAUUUUUGUUAUACCUAGUGUGUGACUUCCACAGUUAUCACCAUUUUAGUGUAUGAUCUUUAAUAUUUAAUCUUAAAGUAUUUUGAUUAUAAUAUUAUGUUUACCUUUA
Messenger RNA from Aphis gossypii (cotton aphid), 2462 nucleotides. Its product is annotated as F-box only protein 17-like. Gene Ontology annotation, cellular component: cytoplasm; SCF ubiquitin ligase complex. The coding region runs from base 275 to 1123 and encodes 282 amino acids. Lineage: Eukaryota; Metazoa; Arthropoda; Insecta; Hemiptera; Aphididae. Gene Ontology annotation, biological process: SCF-dependent proteasomal ubiquitin-dependent protein catabolic process; glycoprotein catabolic process. The transcript is spliced from 4 exons. Gene Ontology annotation, molecular function: protein binding; ubiquitin protein ligase activity. The record is from RefSeq and is a predicted model, not a curated record.